This is a messenger RNA of Echinostoma caproni, 1155 nucleotides long. NCBI's taxonomy places the organism in Eukaryota, Metazoa, Platyhelminthes, Trematoda, Plagiorchiida, Echinostomatidae. The record is from the annotation of a GenBank genome assembly.
AUGACGUGCACACUUCUUCUCCGUUCAGAUGCGGCUGGCCCAUCAAAAGUUAUCCGUUCCAAAAAGUACUGGGAAGAUAAUGAUUAUUAUUCUUCCGAUGAGGACACAUUCAUUGAUCGUACAGGCCAAGUCGAGCGAAAACGCUUGGACCGAAUUCGGCAACUGGGUGUAGAAGGCGAAACGGCGGAGGAAGCAGCUGCUCGGGUAGCAUCAAUCGAAGCUGCUGGACGGGAGAAAAACAAUCAAAACGCUGCCGCGCUGCACAAUGCUUCAUUGAUUAAAGUGUUAGCCGAACUGGAGAAAAUUGGUGGUGAAAUAGUCGCAUUAGAAGACCAGCUUCGAGAAAUCGACGAAAAAUUUGCUCCUCGGAGCGAGCAACCGUCUGAAUUGGACGAAUUGGAGGCUUAUAUGGAUGCACUGAAAUCAGGUCUGCCGUCUCGUAAAGAACGCUUGAAAUUAAAAUCACGAUUGUUUACGUUGCGUCAGAUUGAGAUGCGUCUGUUCCAAAAAGCCGGUCUUCCACAUCCACGUCGUCGUAUUGUCGCUGCUGGCGGUGCUAUUGCACAUCGUAAUCGCUCGGUCACUGUAAAUCCUGACGUUCCAUUUGUUGCCGAAGAAGAUGACGAUGAGUGUGAUGACGAACCUACAGUCGAGAAAGCAUUGGAAAACAAACUUCCAGAAGAAUCAUCGGAAAAAUCUGACCUAACAAGUCAACCAGCAGAGUUUCCACCCCUGCGAACCGCGGAUACUGUUUCUUCCGAUCGUUUACAAAGUAAAUGUAUACAAACUGAACGGCCCCGUAAACCCCGAUUUACCGAAAUUAACAAUAAUGCGAACCCAGGAGAAUGUCCAGUAUCCGGUGAUACUGGUUCCUGUCUAACUGAUCCAAUCCACCUGCCCCAUGUUCCCACUGAUGAACCUCAAAAACACGAAAACCAUCCUAUCGCCGAGGUCAGCUCAGAUCCACUCAGUCCCCAUAAUGUGCCUCCUAUGGCUAGUCCCUCCGAGUCCGGUAUUCUGAAUAAGCGCAGAAAAACUUCUCAUCAACGAGCAGAUGUGUACGCGAUUGCCGAUCCCGAUUAUGUGACAUGGCUGCCUCCAUCAGAUCAACAGGGUGACGGUGUGACGGCUCUUAAUGCGAAAUACGGCUAUUAA